ACGACCAUAAUAUCGCCGGAAAAUUUCAAAUCUUCGCCAGAAAACACGAAAAUCCAUCGGUUUUUCGAUCUUUCCCCCUUUUCCGGCUAGCAAAACCCAAAACCAACGUCAUGCCCAAUCUACUCUCCUCAAAACUGGUCUGUGUUGAGAUUUUGGGGAGAUUUGGAGCACAUUUUUUCCGGCUAAGUCACCGGCAGCGAGUCUCCGACGAGCUUCCGACGAGCUUCCAACGAAGCUCCGACAACCCCUUUUUGGUUAGUUUUCCGACCAUUUUUCACCGUCCUCGCCCGCACCUCACUUCCUCCUGCGUCCUACUUGAGUCUCCAGGUUUGUUUUUCGACUUUACCUUUGUGAAUUGUGGAGAUCGAAUUAGAUAGAGAAGUGAGGUUGAAUUUUUGUGCUUUGCAUGAUUGAAUCUAGAUUUAGGUCGAGGAAUUAGGUGAAUUAGGUCGAUUGAAUGAUGGAUUGAUUUUUGCAUGAGCUUAGUGAGCCUUGGUGGGCGUGUUUGAAUUGAAUUGUGUUUAUUUUUAGAAUUUUCCCACUAAGUGCUAUGUUAUGAAUGCAAGUGGAGUUUAUUCUUGAUUGGUGGAUGGUAGCAACCAUGGUAAGGGUUGUGGCUCAACUUUUUGUGUGCUUGAACCGUGAAUUACCCACAACCAUGCCACGGUGGUUUGAGCUUAAAUGCUUUACCCAUGGUGGAAACACAAGUGUGGGGGGAAUUUCUUUUCCUCCCAAUGAGCAUUAUAUGACGAAUGUUUCCACGUACUGUGUGUGUUUGUACUUGUGCAGGAUGGUUAACUUGGAGCAUGAGUUCAUUAGUUAUUUGGUGAACCACCUGGAGUUUAGUGACAAGUUUGCCUACAGAGUGGCAGCCCGAUUGGGCCCCACUGGCGGCUGGACCUGGACAUGUUUAACUUGUUCAGGUGCCGAGCCGCCAUGACUGGGGUGCUCUGCCAUUCCCAGUGGCACUAGCUCUUGACCAUGGACGAGGAGAUCUUCCACGAGCUGUGCGUGGAGUUCUACUCCACCUUCUCACACAUCGUCUCGGCCGGCAAGAAGAGCCGGCCACAGGUGGAGUUUAUGCUGGGAGGUCAGCCACGAGUGCUGACCUAUGAUGGCUUUGCUCAGGCUAUGGGGCUCGACACCACCCAUAUGACGAUGAUGGAGUGGCAGUACACAGACGACUUCAACUAUCAGGAUACAUUCCGAGCCCUCUGCCGCCCAGAGCACGAGCCAAACGAGUUCGAGGGGAGCCACACCAAUGCGGUGAAGCUGAAGACCCAGUGGAGGAUCCUCCACACUCUGCUCACCAGAUUCGUCGUCCCCAGCCUACAUUCAGGCCACUUGAUGACGAACAGAGGGCUCAUUGCCCUCUACUCGAUGAGGAGUCCAGCAAAGCCAAUCCAUCUGGGAUCGUUGAUCGCCACCUCUUUCGACCGGUGCCUGGGGCGGAAUAGAGUGGACACUAUGCAUAUGGGGGGCAUCAUCACGAGGAUCGCCCAUCACUUCCAGGUGGAUAUGGCUCGCUCAACCAGAGCUGGAAGGAUGGAGCCCAUCCUAGUGGAGACAUUGUAUAACCAGAAGCUGGUACUCCAGGGCGAGAGAGGAGUGGAGUACCUUGACGGACUCUGACCUUUCGGAGUCAUCCGAGCUGCAGUAGCAUUGACUCCAGUAGAGCCUGACCCUGAGGUCCCACCAGCAGCCGAGCAGCCACCUGCUCAUGCACCCGGCCGCCGCCGCCGCCGCCCAGCGCUCCAGCGCCCUGCAUAACAGCCACCACCACCAUCAGCAAGUGAUUCCCUCGUCCAGAGGGUAGUUCGCCUAGAGACGAGCCUCAUGGGAUUCUCAUCCUGCCUCGACCGGCAGUCCGACAUCCUCGAGCUUAUGGCUCGACACCAGGGUAUCCUACUCGAUGCUGAAGAGGGUCCUUCCACCGGAGAGAGGUAGACGAUGAGUAAGACAUGUGGUAGAGCAGAGUCCUUUCGCCCCACUUGUCUACUUAUAACCCAGAACUCGUUUUAUUUUUGUUUUUGUUAUUUUUCUUUAUUUAGUGUGAGUGUGUGAUAUAAACUACUACUAUGUAUUGUGCCUGUAAUAACCUCGCCUCAAGCGAGUCGUAUUGUGUUUGUGUGUGUUUUUUUGUCUCCCCUUGAAGCUCAAUAAUCCUACCCCAGUUCGAUUCCAACUUUCACUCACCAAGCUUAAGCGGUAACAUCAUUAUACCCCUUUCUUACGCCAUUGAGGGUAAUGUCGAGUUUAAGUGGGGGGGGGGGGGGAUAGUUUACUAGUAUGCUUGUGUGAGUGUGAUUAAUGCUUGGGGCCUUUUGAAUGCCCAAAUUUCAAAAAUUUGAGGGCUCCAAGCAAUGGUUGCAUGAGCAAAGUGGUCGGAUGGUGGGAAAUUCUCGUUUCUAUUGGCAUUGAUCUUGACUUGUUGCAUGUGAUCGAGUAUAUCCUAUGAUGAUGACUGAAAAGUUCAUUAGGAUAGGGAAAAAGUUUAGUUCUUGGGUGUGCAUAAAUGAAUGGAUGUCUUGACUUGAUCACUUGUUGCUUACAAUUGCCAUGCAUCGUGUUUGUGAAUUGGAAUAGAUGGUUGGGUAACUAGGUAGCUUGUGAGCUUUGAGCCGAUCGUUUUCUUCCGGUGUAAUAGUUCCCUCUUACCACGGUGUGUAGCAUCACAAGUUGCCACUAGUAAGUAUGAUGGAGGCAUAGGAUUAGUCCACACCCAAAUGUUGAUUGUCCCGAAAUGUGUCAUCCUUUAGUCAACCCCUUUGAGCCGUGUGACUUCGAGGCUCGUUCUCAAUUUAGGAGCUUCGUGCGGGUGAGCUUAAUGGUUUUAAUAUAACGACCCCCAAUCCUUUCUUCGUGUCUAAACAUGAGUCGUCCUUGUCUCCCGGAGCUCUCGCCUUUGAGUUUCCAUAGAGGUUCUACAUAGGAGGUUCGGGUGCGGUCCUUGCUAGGGAUGAGAAAAAUGAAGUGUAGUGUUGGAGUGAGUUCCUCAAAAAGAGAGAAUUGGUCAUUAAAAGUAUAGGUGGCAAGUGUUGUUACUCUCUAGUACCCCCCUCGAAAAGAAAAGAAAAGAAAAGAAAAAAAUAAAAGAGAAACGAAAAAAAGGUAAUAAAAUGGGGAAAAUAAA
Linum trigynum is the source of this 3133-nucleotide messenger RNA. The record is from the annotation of a GenBank genome assembly. Lineage: Eukaryota; Viridiplantae; Streptophyta; Magnoliopsida; Malpighiales; Linaceae.